Tachyglossus aculeatus (Australian echidna) is the source of this 4622-nucleotide messenger RNA. RefSeq names its product ankyrin repeat and SOCS box containing 2 (gene ASB2). The record is from RefSeq and is a predicted model, not a curated record. The coding region runs from base 9 to 1949 and encodes 646 amino acids. Gene Ontology annotation, biological process: intracellular signal transduction. NCBI's taxonomy places the organism in Eukaryota, Metazoa, Chordata, Mammalia, Monotremata, Tachyglossidae. The transcript has 9 exons. Gene Ontology annotation, molecular function: protein binding.
GGGGAAGGAUGGCUAUGGAGGUUACCCCAGCACGUGCUCAGAGGGCCAUUGACCAUGAGGAAUACAGCCUGUACAGCAGCAUGAGUGAAGAUGAACUUAUCCAAAUGGCCAUCGAACAGAGUCUGACUGAGAACUCUCCAGGUCAGCCGGCUUCUGCCAGCUACCAGAAACCCCAUGUGACGGCCCCGGGGGAAACAGCUCUACCCAAUCGAUCAAAUAGACCACCAGCUCAUUUUUAUCCUUGCACUCGGUCAGCAGCGUCUCCAGGGAACCAAUCUCAGCCUUCCACCGCAGGGCUGUUCCAAGGGGUCAAGCAGAGAUACAACAGCAGCUUGUUCAACAACACCCAACCUGUAGUAAUCGAUCCUGUGGUGGCAGCCAUCAAGAAAGGUGAUGAAAAUGCACUCACCAGCAUGAUCCAAUCAGGGAAAAACCUUUCGGAACCUAACAAAGAUGGCUGGCUUCCGCUGCAUGAGGCUGCAUACUACGGUCAGCUGGGCUGCCUGAAAAUCUUGCACAGAGCAUACCCCACGGUUAUUGAUCAGCGUACCCUUCAGGAGGAAACAGCACUGUACCUGGCGAUCUGCAGAGGAAAUCUAGACUGUGCAUUGUCCCUGCUGCAAUGUGGAGCCGAACCCGACAUUUCCAACAAGUCCCGGGAGACUCCACUUUACAAAGCCUGUGAGCGCAAGAACGUGGAAGCCGUGAGAAUGCUGGUGCAGUACAACGCGGACACGAACCAUCGCUGCAAUCGGGGAUGGACGGCCCUCCAUGAGGCGGUGGCCCGCAAUGACCUGGAAGUUAUGGACAUCCUGGUGAACGGGGGUGCCAAGGUGGAAUCCAAGAACGCUUAUGGCAUCACCCCUUUAUUUGUGGCUGCCCAGAGCGGCCAAUUGGACGCACUGCGUUUCCUGGCAAAGCACGGUGCGGACUUUAACACCCAGGCCAGCGAUGGCGCCUCCGCUCUUUAUGAAGCCUGUAAAAAUGAGCACGUGCUGGUUGUUGAGUUCCUCUUGGCCCAGGGUGCAGACGCCAACAAAGUCAAUAAAGAUGGUCUGCUGCCUCUCCACAUAGCCUCCAAAAGAGGCAAUCACAGGAUUGUUCAGAUGCUGCUUCCGGUGACCAGCCGGACCCGGGUCAAACGCAGCGGUGUCAGCCCAUUGCAUCUGGCAGCCGAGAGGAACAACGACGCCGUGCUAGACGAGCUCCUGGAAGCGGGCUACGAAGUGAAUGCCAUCCUGUCCCCGGAGAGAUCCCGGCUGUACGAGGACAGGCGGACCACCGCCCUCUACUUCGCCGUCAUCAACAACAACGUCUAUGCCUCCGAGCAGCUCCUGAGAGCCGGAGCCAAUCCCAACCUGGACAUGAUCAAUCCGCUGCUCAUCUCCAUCCGCCACGGCUGCCUGAAGACCAUAAGGCUGCUCUUGGACCAUGGGGCCAACAUCGAUGCCUACAUCUCCUCCCACCCCACCACCUUCCCGGCGGCCAUCAUGUUCUCCAUGAAGUGCCUCUCCCUGUUGAAGUUCCUCAUGGAUCUCGGCUGCGACGGCCACGCCUGCUUCAAGUGUCAGUACGGAAAUGGUCCUCAUCCCAACCCGAAAGCCAUGGCCAACAGGUUUAAUGACGUGCCCCUGGACAAGUCUCCGAGUGUUGUCCAAUUUUGUGAAAUUAUAUCUGCUCCCGAGGUUAGCCGGUGGGCUGGGCCAAUUAUUGACGUUCUCCUGGAUUACGUGGGGAAUGUGCAGCUCUGCGCCAGGUUAAAGGAGCACAUAGAGAGCUAUGAAGAAUGGGCUGUCAUCAGAGAAAAAGCAGAGCCCCCGAGGCCGCUCGCUCACCUGUGCCGUCUGAGGGUUCGGAAAGCAAUCGGGAAGAACCGCAUCAAACUUAUAGAUACCUUACCCCUUCCGGGCAGAUUGAUUAGAUACCUCCAACAUGACAAUUCCCAGUAACUACAAGCAACCCUAAGGAAUGAGCAGCUUCCUCAUCUGGUUUUACAAAGCUCAUCUAUUCAAUAUGAGGACAGUGGUAUCCCCGGCAUGAGGGUGACUGAGUAUUCUCAAGGAAAAGGCUCCAGACUGCAUCCUCAAUGAUGCAACAGAGCUAAAUAUUAUUGUUGUGAGCAACUGAAUAUGGACUGAGAGGGAGAAAAGCUGUGAGCAGCAAAGAGAGAACAAAGAGAGGGAGGAAGAGUGUGAGAGAGGGAGGAAGAGGGACAGGGAGAGAGGGGAACUGUUAAGAAGGCUGCUAGGUUUUGAUUUCCAAACAGAAGGCAAAUAUUCUGAAUUCCAGUUGUACAGAUUUCAGGCCUGUCCAUGGAAGUGAAAUCUAGCAAGCAUGUGAACCAGUUAAGUCCCGGGGAUAGAAAAAGUAGCUUAAGGGGUUCAGGAAUAAAUAACUCUAGAUUUUUAAGCAGAAAUGAAAAGUAGAUUGCAUCCAAAUAACUGCCAGGGACUGAAUUUUAGAAUAGAUAGUUGACCCUGCCUGGCUCAGAUAACCCAAAUUCUAGUGCAUGAUUCUUUUGUUUUCUUUCCUCUCCAUUAGAACUUUCACUUACUUCUCAAGUUUCUUCCAUGGCUUGUUUCUUUUUUUUUUUUUUUUGGCAUUUUGCUAAAUUACUACAGUAAACGCUUUAUGGGUGAUACAUAAGAAUUACCUGGAGAACUUUUUGGAGAAGCGCCAUUCAAACUCUUGUGAUGUUUCAGUGCAUCUUUCACACACCCCACUUCUGCUGGAGAGCAACCAUACUGGAGGAUGAAUGAUGCUCUCAAAUAAAACACAGAAGUGCUGGAUGCUGGGCCUCUGUUUGGAGUGAACCAAGAAUCCCUUGGUAAAAUGCAAAAGCCUCAGGAUUGAAUGACCAGUUUCCCAUUUUCCUCUAUUCUCCGGAAUGACCUUGUGCAUUUUUCUCAAGUUUCAAGCGUAUGGAUACUCAUUGCAAAGUUCCAUCACAACACUAUAACAUUAGCUAAGCCUUUCACAGCUAAACCGGAUGUUUACACAGACACAGUUCUCAUGCCCGGGCAUCUGUUCUUCUACUAAUGUUGAAUCACUGAAAAAUGAACAUUCAACCCCAAAUUUGCACAGUAGUUUGAGACCUGAGCAAUGAUGGAACUUUUCCUGCAUCUCUGUGGGUUUGGAGAUGACCGUGCUAAACCUGGGCACAUCUGGCUGCCUGAUUCCCUUCUCAGUGAAGUUAGAGGGGUGAACCCAUCCCCUCCCUGGCCGAUCUUUGGAGUGUCCCAUAUUAAUAACUACCCCUGACAAUCAUCACCCCUCCCUUCCACACCGAGAUUCAUUCAUUCAUUCAAUUGUAUUUACUGAGCACUUACUGUGUGCCGAGCACUGUAUUAAGCACUUGGGAAGUACAAGAUGACACAGCUCUGCACUAAGAGAGGAGCUGCUGCUCCUCUGAGCCCUGGACGUGUCUCUGUCCCCACGCUUUUGUCGAAAAAAUUGCAAGGGAGAGUUGGUCUUUAUUAUCUCAGUUAUUUCUGUGCCAAUGUGCUUAAAGGAAGUAGAAGUCCAGAGCACAGUGGACUAGCUCAUUCUGUAAUCCAAAACAGCGUCCUUUCUGGGGAUGAAAGACACAAACAUCUAUCAGUUCCUGUCGCUUGAGAUAAAGACCUCUAUGGACCCGGAAGUCAAAAUCAAUCUGUACGGUAACAGCUUGGUGGUAGGGAGAUAUGAACAGACCCACCCAUGGUUACAUCUCUGAGAUACCCAAGCAAAGGAAAUAGUCUAUCAGAUAUAUAUAUGAUGAGUUGUUCCAUGGAAAGAAAGAGGACUGAAUGGAAAAAUCUCAUUCUCUGAUGGAACUUCCAAGUCAAUUUCAAGGUCCAGGUGGUAUCUUAUCAACUACAAAGAGAACUGGGGCCAUUCGGGGUCUCCUCUAAGCAUCUCUGUAGGUCAGGGCUGAACCAUGCAAGCCAUUCAAAACUGUGGGAUUGGACAGGAUAGAAACCAAUUUCAAAAGAGGAGGUGUCUGCAUGUUUUUAAAUUAGGUGCUACAAGGGCUGGUUAUUGCUCGAGUCACCAACUGUGAUCCCAAGAGUUUCACUUCUCGGUAGAAUACUGGCAUACAUUCAGGAGGGAAGAACAGAACACAGAGAGAGAGUCAGGUGAGUUUCUCAACAUCUGUUCCUGGAUCUCCACCGCUGCCUGCAUCUCUCCUACAACCUCGUUUACACGUUUACUGAUUUGCACUGAGACCCAGGAAGCUACCUAAGCAGUCAAUUAUUUUGUUAUCAGAAAUGAGGCCUUCCUUUCUAAUACCAUUACAGUACUUUAAUACUAUUUGGAGUUAAAAAAAGAGAAAGAAAAAGGACAAAGCAGUAGAGCUAUUCCAAUGUAUAAUACGAAGUAUUGAGUAAUAAUAGUCAUUUUAAGUACUUUUUGGGACAGGUGUAGGACAGAUCUCAGUAGGAUUACUGUGCUUUUUUAUAUUAACAUAGGCAACUCACCUUUAUUGGGGCAUUUGUGCACUUUUACCUUUGGGGUGUUUGGGGUUUUUUGUACCAAAGCUUUUAAAAUCAUGUUUCAUAAGUUUCUUCUGCUCUAUUUAUAAAAGUUAUGUGGUGUCACAUUGUUUGGAUUAAGUUUUAGUAAAUGGGGUUUGCUCAGAA